CAUGGCGGUGGAGAGUACAAUUUGGCUGUUCUGUCUUCUUUCGCUGUUUUGUGGUCCAUCCAAGCAAGAAAAGCCUUUUUCGGUGGAGCUGAGCUGCGGGGCGGGGCCCAGUCAUGUAGUGUUGGAGCCAGGUUCGCCCCUCCUGCUGGACUGCAACCUUGGGGCCACUGAAACACCUUUCAAUGUCACCUGGUUUCAGGAUGGCCAGCGCCUGCCUCUGGGGGGGGGGGGCUUCCUGCAGUAUUUGGCCAACGGAUCCCUCCUCCUGCUGCCGACCUCUAAGGAGGGCCAGUCCCCCCACCAGGGAGUGGAGGGGGGCUACAGCUGUGUGACUGCUAGCACCCUCGGAGCCCUGACCAGCCGGACUGUGAAUGUUCUCCUAGCAAGUCUGUCUAAGUUUCAUCAGCAGCCAUCGCCCCACACAGUGCCCGCUGGGGGGGCUGCUCGCUUCGAGUGCCAGAUUGAGGGAGUACCCACACCUGUUAUUACCUGGGAGAAAGACAAAGUGGCCGUCCCUGAGGAGACAAGGUUCAUUUCCCUUCUUAACGGGGUGCUUCAUAUACUGGAGGUGACCAAGGAGGAUGAGGGUGCCUACCGCUGUGUCGCGUCCAAUUCUGCCAGGAAGGACAUCAGUCAUGAAGCCAGGCUCACUGUCACCACAGGCUCUACUGAAGCUCUGAACGGAGUUGCGAUUGUUGCCCCGCCUCAGAAUGCAUCGGUGGUGCUGGGCCGCCCCGCUGUGAUGGAGUGUAUGGCACAAGGCCAGCCGAAGCCUCUGGUGUCCUGGAGCAGACAAGAUGGAAAGCCCAUUUCUACUGAUGUGGUUGUGCUCGCAACGAACCUGGUGAUUAGGGACACGAGGCGUCACCAUGCCGGCGUCUACGUCUGCCGGGCCAACAAGCCCAAGACCAGAGAAUUUGUCAUUGCUGCUGCUGAGCUGCAUGUGCCUGCCCCUCCAGUGAUCCUCCAGCCCCCAGAGACAGUGUCCCUCUCCAGGGGAAACACAGCCAGAUUUGUGUGCAACAGCUCAGGGGAACCUCCACCGGUGUUGCACUGGCUUAAGGACGGUCAUCCCAUUAAGUCUUUCAGACGGGUGAAGACCCAAAGCCCUGGGGUCCUGCUCAUCAACCAGCUGGCCCUGGAGGACGAGGGCUACUACCAGUGCAUAGCAGACAACGGGCUUGGCACAGCCUGCGCAACUGCCAAGUUGACGGUCAUUGUGAGGGAAGGUCUGCCAAGCCCACCGCGCCACCUCUCUGCUAUGCCCUACUCCAGCACAACGGCCCUGCUCACCUGGGAGAAACCCGAGUACAACGCAGACCAAAUCAUCGGCUACUCUGUGCACUGCCAACGCGCCGCAGGGUCAGAUAAUGUGGAGUACCAGUUUGCGAUGAACAACGACACCACAGAGUAUCACGUCCAAGAGCUUCUGCCCCACACUGCCUACACUUUCUUUGUGGUGGCUUACUCUCCCAUGGGGGCCAGUCGCCCCUCCCUGCCUGUUACAGUGGAGAUGCUGGAGGACGUGCCCAGUGCCCCUCCUCAGCUGUCUAUAGCCAGCACCUCCCCCACAGACAUCAGGCUGAUGUGGCAUCCACUGUCCUCGCAGUACAGUCGAGGAGCUGUGACCCGCUACCGCAUCGAGUACAGCACUGUGGAUCAGGUGGACUCAGUGUUCUCAAUGGAAGUGGGGGGGAAUGAGACUCAGUUCACUCUGAGAGAGCUGCAGCCCAAACAGGCCUACAGACUGAGGAUAGCAGCGGGGACGGUCGUUGGCUUUGGGCUCCCCUCUGAGUGGGCCCAGCACCAAACAUUAGCCCACUACAACCACAGCAACCAAAGCAUGGUGAUCUUUGCCCCCACUGAGCUGAAAGUCAAAGUCAGAGAGAACACACUGAAUGUGACAUGGCAUCCGUCGCCCAAUCACACUCUGAUCUCCGGUUACAAGCUGUCCUGUCGAGAGGUGGAGGCUGACGAGGCAGCCAACGGAGACAGGACGACACAGACUCACACCAUCAGGCUCCGUAAGAAAGCCCGGUAUCAUCUCCUCACUGGGCUGGUCCCUGACCGGCAGUAUGAGGUGAGAGUUUGGGCAUUCAACAAGCAGAUAGAUGGAGCGGCUGCUAUGUGGAAUGGAAGGACAGAGAAAGCCCCCGACAGAACAUCGUUGCCGCCCAUGCGCCCCCCUCCAUUGCCCCCAAGCAGCAUCCAAGCCAUGGCCAACAGCUCCACCUCCAUCUGGCUGCGCUGGGAGAAGCCGCGGUUCAGCAACGUGCGCAUCAUCAACUACACGGUGCGCUGCAGCCCGGCGGGAACCACCAACGCCUCCCUGGUCUCAUAUUACACGAGCUCUGCUCAAGAGAUACUGCUCGGGGCGCUGAGGCCCUUCACCCGUUAUGAGCUGGCGGUGCAGUCUAAUGGAGUGGACGUAGUAGGACCCUUCAGCGGCACAGUGGAGGAGUCCACCCUGUCUGACCGGCCCUCCACUCCUCCUGAGGAGCUGCAGCUGAGCGCUCUGGACUCGUCCUCGGUGCUGGCCAGCUGGCGCCCUCCGCUGGAGCCGAACGGUAUCAUCAUCAGCUACAGCAUCCUGUUCAGUGGCAACCUCAGCCAGCCGGAUCACUUAUGGGAAGACCUCUCUCAGGAGGGGAGCAUUACCAGUGUGGAGGUCCAGGGUUUGUCCAGUGGCACACUUUACUUUUUCAAACUGGGAGCAGCCACUGAAAUGGGGUCAGGGCCUUAUUCCCCUGUAAAGGAUGUCAACACCCCCCUUCAGAAAUAUGAGCUGGACAUCCAUGCAGUGACAGGCAUCAUAGUCGGUGUGUGUCUGGGACUGAUAUGCAUCCUCCUCUGCAUGUGUUUCAGCUUUCGUAAUGGCAAAUCCAGAGAGGUGUCUGGGGGCCUGGACUCCACAGCUGUGACCCUUCAGUACAGACGAGGAGGAUGCCCCCUUCCUACCAGCGUGCCAGAGUGCAGCGAUAGCCACGAGCUGGAGACCCUGAUGCCCUCAGGCAGCCAAGAGUCUGGUCAGGCGCUAGAAGAGGCCCCCGAGGAGCAGAGCCUGAUGGCAAGUGCUAAUCCAGGGGAGGGGGAGGAUAACCCUGCACCUGAACCCAAGACUGCGUGGAAUGGCUCUGUGAGUCAUGACUGGGCCAACAGGAUCACUAGAUACAGAGACACCAUAACAGAAGACUCUCCAUCGCUCAUAAAUGGAGCUCUCAGCAUGGUAAUUACUGAUAAUAGCACAGACUUAGAAGAUCGUCUGUGUUCAUCCAUGUGCAGUAACCAGGUGGAGGCAGAAGUCAUUGUUCAUUCAGAGCUCUCAGACCCAGAGGAGGAGGGCAGCAAAAGGGAGAGGGAUUCAAACACCACCAGAGGACCCUCAUUAUCAGAGGACAGAUAUUCCCCUGUGAGUCAGCCGAGCCCACUGGGAGAGGGGGACACACUCGAAAAACUAUCACUCGCCCAGAGCCCCUCGAGUCUUUCCUUGAUAAAGUUGGUGGCUAAUCACAAUGGGGAGCUACAAGGCAUGGGGGACCAGCCGAGCGCAGACAUAGAGCCACAGCAGGAAGUGAGGCUGACCAAUGGCUUCCACUCCCCAAAGACGGUGCGUUCUGUGCUGAGGUCAGAACACCUGGAGAACGGGGACUCAAGACACUGCCACCCGGCUCCAGGAAAGGUCAUCUCUACCGGGCUGUCCCCUGCCCCCUUUGUCAGCUCCGGCCUUGUCCACUCUACCUCAGUAGCACAUAGUUAUCUGUGCCCGUAGCAUCUGCAUGUAGGGCAUCGGCCCUUACACACACAUACAGACAGCAGACUGAUUUUCUUUCUUUUACGUACCCAGGAAGAAUCCCUAAGGAUUAUUUUUAUGCACCUCAUUAUUGGAUUCCUUUCUCUUCCGUGCAAAGAUUGUAUAGGUACU
Molecule: messenger RNA, 3922 nt
Organism: Trematomus bernacchii (emerald rockcod)
Lineage: Eukaryota; Metazoa; Chordata; Actinopteri; Perciformes; Nototheniidae
Gene: igdcc4
Product: immunoglobulin superfamily, DCC subclass, member 4
Exons: 20
Coding region: 2-3769 (1255 amino acids)
Biological process (GO): cell-cell adhesion; axon guidance
Cellular component (GO): plasma membrane; axon
Molecular function (GO): protein binding
Source: RefSeq, a predicted model, not a curated record